Messenger RNA from Priapulus caudatus, 1754 nucleotides. Its product is annotated as synaptotagmin-12-like. Gene Ontology annotation, molecular function: calcium ion binding; clathrin binding; phosphatidylserine binding. Lineage: Eukaryota; Metazoa; Priapulida; Priapulimorpha; Priapulimorphida; Priapulidae. The record is from RefSeq and is a predicted model, not a curated record. Gene Ontology annotation, biological process: calcium-ion regulated exocytosis; regulation of dopamine secretion; cellular response to calcium ion. Bases 153 to 977 code for a protein of 274 amino acids. The transcript has 8 exons.
AGCAGGCAGAAAAGUUCCCGGUCGAGAGGACUCGCAUCUGAUAUAUCGUCUGACGGCCUGCAGGAGAUGAGCAGCACGCGUCUGUCUCGCGCCAUCUCGUGCGACAGCGUCAACUCCGAGUCGUCGUGUUCGGAAGGAGGCACGAUCAUUGCAUGCAGGCAGCCGCCACGUGCGGAAUCCUCGAGUGCGGCUUCGAGUACGACAGGGAAGUGUCUGAACUGGUGGUAAGCGUGAUACAAGGCAAGAACCUGGUGCUCAGUGACAACGCUGGCUCGUUUGAUAGCUACGUCAAAGUGAUGCUACUUCCUGACAAGGAAGCAAAACACCAAACUAAGGUUCAGAGGAAGACCAACAAUCCGGUUUUCAAGGAACGGUUUCACUUCGUUGUCGAGCCCCAGCAGCUGGACCUGAGGACUGUUAGGUUAUUUGUCCACGGAAAUGACAAAUUCCAGCGCAACGUUCUUAUAGGAGAUGCGGAAGUGAAACUAAGCGACGUAGAUCUGAUUCGCCCGUUCAGUACCUGGUUCUACUUACGUGACGCUUCUGUUGGUAAACAAAAUGACCUUGGCGACAUCAUGUUCUCCCUCAGCUACCUGCCGACAGCGGAAAGGCUGACUAUUGUCAUCGUGAAGGCGAGAAAUCUCAAGUACAGCGAUCAGAAACAAAAUGGAGAUUCCUUCGUAAAGGUCUAUCUACUACAGAACGGAAAGAAAAUCAACAAGAAAAAGACAACGACUAAGCGAGGAGAAUGCAACCCUAUAUUUAACGAAGCGAUGAUAUUUAACGUGUCUGCUCAAAUUCUACAGUCGAUCCAACUUCGCAUAUCCAUCAGUGAGAUGGCUGCAGACGGAGAACAGCUCACCGUCGGUCACGUGAUCGUCGGCUCGAGCACCAGCGGAAAGACUCUGUCGCACUGGAACCAGAUGAUGACGUCACUGCGCAAACCGAUCGCCAUGUGGCACACCGUGCGCAAAUAAGCGCUAACCGCAUUGCGCGAAGCGACUUUUGCGACGUUCGGCCCUGCUGCUACGACGUCGUCUACCUUAGCUGGGGCACCACGCCGUGUGCGCGGCUUCCGUUAGCUUCAUGCGAAGAGUUGCCUGGUUAAUCAUGCGCAGGUGCGACGUACGGUGGCGUAGUUACUGCGUAACCUACAGUGCAAGGAAAGUCAGCAGCGGGUUUGAGUAAUUGUUGGCGCUGUUUAACACCGCAGCGCUUUGACGCUGAAGCUACCUUCUAUGUGGUGCAGUGCCGGAUCCAGGAGGGAGGGGGCACAGGGGGCGGCCCCCUAGAAUUUUCAGGGUAUUUUAGCCUCCUCCCCUCCCCCUUCGGGCGCUUCGUGCUAUUGAUCUCGCAUGAUUCGCCCCCCUAGAAUUCCCUUCUGGAUCCGUGACUGUGGUGUGUGUGAGUAACCGAAUAUUCCUAGCAAAAAUGCACCGCAAAAUCUUAUUGCUUGAUGUUUGACGUUUGGAAGAGUCUAUAUGUAUGCGUAAUGAGUUAUUUCACGAAUAGUGAAUAACAAAGUAAUGUAAUUUUUUAACUGAAUUUGAAUUCCAAGUGUACUUCUUACAUUUCAAUUAUUCACUAGAAUAUAUAUAUAUAUAUAUAUACAUAUGUAUAUAUAUAUACAUAUAUGUAUAUAUAUAUACACACAAACAAACUUUAUUGUCAUUCAAUUGAUUAUAUAUUCAAUGAAUCAUAUUUAUCAACUAUGAUUGAUCUAUUUUCAGAUUUCUUCUAUUUUAAAUACCCAA